ACCCGCCCGCCGCGCUCCGAGCUCGCAUUUUGUGUCACGGUGCCACCGGGAGAGGGGCGACAGACCGCCGCGCGUCAGGGGGACACCAGCCGCCAUCCGCUCGCUUCAGACCGCAUCCCGCCGCAGGGCAAUGACAUUGGCAGACUGAAGCAGGAAUAACGACGAGAAAACGCAAAAAUGACGGUGGACUUUGAAGAAUGUAUAAAAGAUUCGCCCCGAUUCAGGGCCGGCAUUGAUGAUGUGGAGACAGAUGUGGUAGAAAUCGAAGCGAAGCUCGAUAAGCUUGUGAAGCUGUGCAGUGGGAUGAUUGAGGCGGGCCGGGCCUACGUCAGCGCCAACAAGCUCUUCGUUAACGGCAUCAAAGACCUGUCCCACCAAUGCAAGAAAGAGGAGAUGAUAUCGGAAUGCCUUGAAAAGUGUGGAGAAAGCCUCCAGGAGAUUGUCAACUACCAAACAAUUUUGUUUGACCAGGCCCAGAGAUCCAUCAAACAGCAGCUGCACACCUUCAUUAAAGAGGACGUCCGUAAGUUCAAGGACACCAAGAAGCAGUUCGACCGGGUGCGCGAGGACAUGGAGCUGGCUCAGGUGAAAAACGCACAGGCGCCCAGGAACAAAGUGCACGAGGCCGAGGAGGCAACGCAGGCCCUCAUCCUCAGCCGUAAAGCCUUCAGACAUCUGGCUCUGGAUUAUGUGCUUCAGAUAAAUGUGCUUCAGGCCAAGAAGAAGUUUGAAAUCCUGGAUGCAAUGCUGUCCUUCAUGCGAGCCCAGUACACUUUAUUCCAACAAGGCUUUAACAUCUUGGAUGAAAUUGACCCCUACAUGAAGAAACUGGCUGCACAGCUGGAUCAGCUGGUCAUCGACUCGGCCAUGGAGAAGCGGGAGCUGGAGCACAAACACGCCCUCAUCCAGCAGAGAACUCUGAUGCAGGACUUUUCUUAUGAUGACCCAAAGUUGGAAUUCAAUGUGGACGCACCGAAUGGUGUGGUCAUGGAGGGCUACCUUUUCAAGAGAGCCAGCAAUGCUUUCAAGACCUGGAACAGACGAUGGUUUUCUAUACAGAACAGCCAGCUGGUCUACCAGAAGAAGCUGAAGGAUUCACUGACAGUGGUGGUUGAGGAUCUGAGGUUGUGCUCUGUCAAACCAUGUGAAGAUAAUGAGAGGAGGUUCUGUUUCGAGGUGGUUUCACCCACGAAGAGCUGUAUGCUGCAGGCUGAGUCCGAAAAGCUGCGGCAGGCUUGGAUCCAGGCAGUCCAGGCAAGCAUCGCUUCUGCCUACAAAGACAUCACUGACCACUAUUACAUUGAGCGUUUGGACCGAACAGCCUCGCCCUCCACCAGUAGCAUCGACUCUGCCAGUGAACCCAGAGAGAGGGGAGAGAGGUCCGAUAAGGGGGUUCGGGGCGGAGGAGAGAGCCUCCUGCAGAGGGUGCAGAGCCUGCCGGGCAACGAGCUGUGCAGCGACUGCGGCCAGGCGGCUCCCUGCUGGGCUUCCAUUAACCUGGGAGUUCUGCUCUGCAUCGAGUGUUCAGGGAUCCACAGGAGUUUAGGCGUACAUUUCUCUAAAGUGCGUUCACUGACACUAGACUCAUGGGAGCCAGAACUACUUAAGCUGAUGUGUGAAUUGGGGAACACUGUGAUCAACCACAUUUAUGAGGGAGGCUGUGAAGAGCUCGGUGCAAAAAAACCCGGACCCUCCAGUUCAAGACAAGAAAAAGAGGCCUGGAUCAAGUCUAAGUACGUGGAGAAACGCUUCCUGAAGAAGAUGAGUGGCAGCGAGGCGUUGGCCGAGGGCGAACGGAAGUCCCGUCCCUGGACAGUGAAGAAGUGCCAGCGGCACAGCAGUUCUGUGCGUGCGCCCAAUAAGGUCCGCAGGAAAUACCACCGCUACGAGCCUGGCAGCGCCUCACCUGCUAACCUCUCAGCAGCCGCCGCAGCAAAGUUUCGCCGGGACUCCCUGUUCUGUCCAGAUGAGCUGGACUCAUUGUUUUCCUACUUUGACACUGGCUCUGGUCCUCGCAGUAAGUCCGCCACACAGUUAGGUCGUGCAGGUCUGAGCAGUGACAGUGGGCUGGGAGGAAGCACGGACGGCAGCACGGACAUCCUGGUGUUUGGUGGCUCAGUGGUGGACAGUGUAACGGAGGAAGAGGAGGAGUCUGAGGAAUCCUCCAGCGGUGAGGUGGAGAUCGAACAGGAAGUGUCCUCAGACCCUGAAGAUCCCAGAGAGCUCCACCCUGGGGCGCUCCUCCACCGAUCGUCCCGUCUCCAUAAUCUGCCACUAAUGGCGGAGGCGCUGGCGCACGGCGCCGACGUGCACUCUGCAAGUGAGGAGGAGGAGGGGAAAACGCCGCUCAUUCAGGCUGUUGCUGGGGGAUCUUUGAUAGCCUGCGAGUUCCUGCUGCAGAACGGAGCCGACGUCAACCAGAGGGACAUGAGAGGAAGAGGCCCGCUGCAUCACGCCACCUACCUGGGCCACACCGGGCAGGUGUGUUUGUUUCUGAAGAGGGGAGCGUCGCAGACCGAGGUGGAUGAGCAGGGUCACGACCCUCUGAGCAUCGCUGUCCAGGCUGCCAACGCCGACAUCGUCACCCUGUUGCGUCUCGCUCGGAUGAAUGAGGAGAUGCGAGAAGCAGAGGCUCCGCUGGGCCAGCCAGGGGUUGCCACGAGCAGCAGGAGGGUUAAACCCAAGGAGGGUCGGGAUAGAGUGACUUCUCCUGUGCUGAUGUCUUUCACGAGUUUUCUGUCCUCGCGUCUCUCCAGCCCGAAAAGCUGAGGAGAAGGAGCAUGCAGUUCAGCCGCUGCAGGACGCCACUGUGACCGUCCCUAACCUCCAGAUCAUCGAGCCACUCCUCAUUUUGAAGAAAGGCCGUUUAAAAAGACAUUGAGAUGCUGUGGAGUUUGUGUUGCAGGCGUAUUGACACGAUCCAAAACCCUGCAGGCACUUGACAAAGCUAUUUUCUAAUUAACUAGUAAUUGUUUUUCAUCACUCUUGCAGGUGUGUUUGUUCACAGGCACUCUCAUUUCUAAGUGUUUAUUAGCACCAGAACAAGCUGUCAAAUUGGGGAACGUGUCAAUCAUUUGAUGUGAUACCAGUUGGAUCAGUGGCACAGUUGUUAUAGCAUGUCAAAAAAUGCACUCACGUAAAUUGGCUGAUGCUAAAAGAGUCUAUGAAGCUGAGUCAGAAACCAGACGUUUUCCAGCAGAGGAGUGAUGUGAUUCCCAUCACACUGGAUCCCACAUCUAUCAAAACUUUGUGUGUAAUCUCCAGGAUGGACACCUACGCAACCUUCUUAUUAGAUUUUUUUUUUUUUUUUUUUUUUAUAAGAUAUGUAUAAAUGUUUCCACAUAAUUUUCUUGUCUUGACCUUUGCUUUUUUUUGUUCAUGACUUUAUUUGUCAUCUUAUCAAAUAAUUUAAGGACUUUUUUUGCAGCUGGUGCAGUAAUAAGGCGCCGCAAUUUAAUCUAUAUCGCACCAUUAAAGCGGACCUAUUAUGAUAUUUUUCAGUCACGUCAUAUAGGCCACAGAAGCCCAAAAACAUAGUAUAUAAGUUUGUUUGCCCCAAAUUCAUCCUAUGUUCGGAGUUUGAGCGGUCUAAAAAGUGGCUCUGAGGAGCCCUCCUCCGAACAGCCUGAUUUUCACCGCCUACUUUCCGGGAUGCACUUGGACGCAACUGGCCACGCCCACUCUCUCACACACGGUGGGGGCACAGUCAGAGGCACGUCCCCUCCACCGUUUCAGUUUAAGUUUCAGUUUCAUUUUCAAAAAUGUGGUGUAGUGAGACAAGGAGGAAAAAGACAAUUUUCAAAUUUGAACGUCUUAAUGCGGCUAAGGCAUCACAUACUAAUAUAACCACCUAUCCGGCGGCCCCCCAGAGGCUCAAUCCUCUUCCGGGGGGGCGGGCGUUCCUCUUGUUGACGUAGACAAAAGUAAGAUUUCAGAAUUGCGUGUUUGAGUGUAUAUUUCCUUAAAAGUGGAGUGCGCAAUUGAGGGAGGUGACGGAAUUUUUCACUUCUGGGGGAUCAAACAGAGGCUCUGGGAGGUAGUAUGACUGUAAAGACACCUUUUUAAAGUGAAUUUUACAUGAUAUGACUCCUUUGAGACAAAAGGCAAUUUGCAUUCAAACAAAAUGAUUAAGAAUCUUAAUCUGAAGCGAUUAAGAUUAUGAGAGGCAUAAAAAGGAGGAUACAUAAAGUAAAAAAAAAAGUCUCAGUGAGACAUCUUUAUUAAAAUUAUUAAAAUCUAUAGUUUAAUGUAAAGUCUGAGCAAAUAGUAGUGUUUUAAGUCCUGUUAUAAAGGAAGACAGUAAAGCCUGUCAACGGUCCUCAAGUGUUCAGGGAGCUUGUCCCACAGAUGAGAAGUGUAGGAACCACUGACACUGUCAAUGGCAGGAAAUGCUGCUUCAUCUUGUUUGCCUCUGACUCUGGGAACACUGAGUAGAUCUCUUCCUGAGGACCUCGGGAAUGUGAAUGUUUCAUAUUCUAAGUAAGUAAUGAGAUGUACUUUAGUUAGGCCUGAGACCAUUAAAGCUUUCUGGACAAGAAGAAAGAAUUUGCUGUUGACCUUUUGCUACACGAGCAGUCAGUUCAGAGAUUGAUGUGCUCCGCCCUCUUUGUGUUGGUGAAGAAUCUGGAUGAACUGCAGCUGUCUAACAAUUAUUUUUACUGAUACCUGCAAACAAGCUGUUACAAUAAAAGCAUGAACAAGU
This is a messenger RNA of Salarias fasciatus (jewelled blenny), 4702 nucleotides long. RefSeq names its product arf-GAP with coiled-coil, ANK repeat and PH domain-containing protein 3-like. NCBI's taxonomy places the organism in Eukaryota, Metazoa, Chordata, Actinopteri, Blenniiformes, Blenniidae. Gene Ontology annotation, cellular component: cytoplasm. Gene Ontology annotation, molecular function: protein binding; GTPase activator activity. The coding region runs from base 178 to 2769 and encodes 863 amino acids. The transcript has 26 exons. The record is from RefSeq and is a predicted model, not a curated record.